AACUCAUGGUGCCACCAUGGAGAGGGAGAGUGUCGAGGGAGAACUCCAGCAGCCACAGCUUCAGCGGCCACCACAACAAACACUGGUGCCGCCGCUAGAGCCCCACCACCACUCCCUCGCGCCCUCACGCCCACCCGCCCACAAACACCACCCACACGCUCAAAAUAUCACCUCUAGUAAACCUAAUUUAAGCCGUUGUUGGAAGGAAAAAGGAUGUUAAGGGCGUUUAAGGAUGAGGAGGGAUGCACGCCAAGCGGACCUCAUUUGUUCCAGUUUGGCGCGACUUGUUUACAUUUGAACAGCUGUUGGGUGGCGAGCUGGAGGCUGGCGACGACCACACUGGAGGCUGACACUCUCACCACUGUUGCUGCUCCUGGUCAUGAUGGGCCCACACCAACACACUCACUUUGACGAUGAUGAUUUUUUGCAAGACAUAUUUGAGUCCGAUGCUAUGGAAGGUGUAGUAGACAGUAAGACAACAACUUGUAUUCAGCAUAAUUACAAUCCUGGAGUGCAUAUUUCUCCACAGAAGAAUACUAGUGAAAAUAGUUUUGAAGAAAAAAUCAAUAGAUAUGAAAACAGAUCCAAAAUUGAUAAAAACCAAAACAAAAAAUCAACCCCUAAAUUUAUCAGUAACAAAAAUGGAUGUAUGGAAAAAUAUACAUCAGAUGAUAGUUUUGAAUUUGAAGAUGAUUCUCUCUUUGAUAAUUUUUAUACUGAAGAGAAGGAUAACAUAAACCCCUUCACAACAAGUACUCCACCAGACUCUGAGUUUACCCAGAUCUUGAACCCCAAGAUUAGCAACCAGGUUCAGAUCAAUAAUGAUGUUAAAGUCAGUAGUGUAGCUGGAACUGACACUGUAAGAAAAAAAGAUUUUAGAUAUAGGCUUCUUCAAACAUUAAAAGAGAACAAUCUUGUUAGUUCUGUUUCUCAUAGCCCAACUUCACAGUCACCACAUUCACAAACUGCUAGUUGCAGUAAAUCCCCAGAAUAUAUGGUAAGUAAUGACAGAAAAAGAUCAUCUGUACACCAAAAUGACAUAAAUGAAGAGGAUGGUGCUCUAGUUGUCAAGAAACAAUAUAUAAAGUCUAAUAUUCCUAAUAAGACCUUCAAUGAAAAUUUCAGUACUCCAAGAACAAUCAGUGAUACUGCAGCUCAGAAAAGACAUACACAAACACUUCCUCUAAACAACAACCAGUUCAAAACAAACACAGCUCGAGAAGUUCAUCUCCCACAAUACCAGCAACCUUCAGCACCUUCAUCAUCACCAGUAAACCCUCCUGUGAAAGGCAUUAGAAAAACAGUUAGCCCAGGGGGGCCAGUCAUUCGUAAGAGAAAGUUUCCAGGACCAGCUGGGAUUCUGCCACAGCUGGGUUCAAAUGUUGCUGUGCCAAACAUUCAAGAAUUACAUGAGAAGACACCUUCCUCUGUUGCUCAGGAUAUAAUAUGCUCACAAAACUCUGUAGCCGACUUCUCUAGAGGACCUUGGCAGCAAAUGAUUAAUGAUUUAGAAUUGGAUCAGACUGACCUGGAAUCUCCUUUGCAUGUGUUUAAUAUUAAGUGGGUACUUCGGAGAGCCAGUCUACGAGGUCAGGCAGGUGUUCGGAAAGUUCCCUUUUUAGCUGUGAUAGUGCGCAACCUUGAUGUGACGUGUACAGAUGCUACAGCAGUGCUAAAAGAUCCAACAGGAGAAAUGAAUGGAACAAUAGCAGGCUCAGUAAUGGAUGAGUAUGGACCUUCGCUACAACCUGGAUCUGUGCUACUACUUCGAGGUGUGACAGUACUCUCACCUGUAGGUUUGAGGCCAACAGUUGGAUUGAGAGAACACAAUCGACGGCACUACCUUAACAUAACUCUAAAUACUGUGCUCACUAUUUACACGCCAGAUGAGUCUGGACAUGUUAUUACAACAUCUAUUGAAAAAGUGGAUACAAGGGAACUGUGCAAACAAGCAGCUGCUCCAGAGACAGCUGGUGGACCUCGAGCUAUUGUCGAGGAAGAGGAAGAGGAAGGACAUGGAAAUAUUCCUGCACAAAACCAUUCUCUCUUCUCUAAUGUGAACGAUUCCCACUGUCAGUUUAGAGAGUCUGCUUCCUCUCCUCGAAUUCCUAACUACAGAUCCCCAAGAUCUGCAUCAAAUAACAUCUUACCAUGCAGUUCUGGCCAGCCUCAGACAUUAAACCAGAGGCAUCCACAAGCUCAUAACAUGCAGCAGCAUGCACGUCAUUUAAGUAAUAAUAUACCUAGAGUAACAUCUUCAAACUUUAAUGGAAAAGUGAUGAGUCCAAGGCCACCAACUACAGUACCACCUUUAAAACCUCCAUGCCAGAAAUCACCCAUCCACUCAGUGGUGCCAGCUAUUUGUAACAGACCAUCAGGUUCCGGUGUUAACACAUUUAGUGAGAAGAUUAAAUCAUUAUCAAAAUGCAAUUUUUUUUCCAGUCAAGCUGAAGAGCAAGAAAUCAGUGAUUUAUUGGAUGGGGUCGAUGCAGAUUCAUUGUUUGGUGAUUUUUAGCUGUCUGAUCAAUGUAAAUAUAGCCUAUUAUGUUAAAACUUUGUUGACAUUUUGAUAAAUGUAUACAAAAACUUUAAAUUAAAUAUUAAGGCAGAUUACUAUGCAUUUAUAUAGUUAAUACAAAACAAAGAAAAGU
This is a messenger RNA of Procambarus clarkii (red swamp crayfish), 2651 nucleotides long. RefSeq lists its product as uncharacterized. Gene Ontology annotation, biological process: recombinational repair. NCBI's taxonomy places the organism in Eukaryota, Metazoa, Arthropoda, Malacostraca, Decapoda, Cambaridae. The record is from RefSeq and is a predicted model, not a curated record.